CCAAGAUCCAGCCCAUCUCUGUUGUGAGUGUCCAAACCUUGGACAUUCUAUGGGUCAUUAUUUCAUCAAUUUUCCUCGCUCAUUUUUUUUUUUUCGCCUUCCCACUUGUACGUUGUUCUAUUUCUCUCCUCCCUUGAAGCGUACUCUGAGGUCUCCAUUGAAGCGGCUUUGCAGCUUUCUUUCCUCCAUUGAAACAGCUUCUUAGGAAGAAGAAAUGGCAUUGAAUCAUGCAAGGUCAUUGAAAAUUGCCAUGAAUUCAAUGGAGCCAAUGCGGAUGAUUGGUUCGAGAACAUAUGCUGCUGGGAAAGCAAAAAAAGGGUCUAAAGGAGGUGGAGCUUCUGAUGCUCCUAAGGUAUCAUCUCUCAGCAAAGAAAUUAAGGCUACCACUGUAGUGGGAGCUAACAUACUGAAGGAGGGCACAGAUCCUAAGCUACGACCAGACUCUGAGUACCCAGAUUGGCUUUGGCACCUUCUUGACAAGCGACCAGCCUUGAGUGAGCUGCAACGGAAAGAAGCUGAAGAUCUCCCUAUUGAAGAUCUUAAGCGCUAUGUUAAGCUGGACAACCGAGCAAGAAUCAAGGAAAACAAUUCAGUCAGGGCUAAGAACUAGUUGAGCAAACCUUUUUUGCAUAACAUCAUCUUUGGAAAGUUGGAGGCAGCAGCACACAUGCCGGCUUGAUUUCAUAAGUGCAAAGUGAAGCUACUUAGAACAAUAUAGUUACCUGCCUUUGUUUCCAGUUGCAACUAAACAUGGGUAUGUUAUUCCCUUGCUGUAUCCAAUUUUUUAUAAUCUAUUUGUAUUGGUGCAAUUCAAAUUUUGAUAGUUUCCAAUGCUGUGGGAUACUAGCUCUUCCCCUUUAUAUAUGGGUUGGACCGUAGUAGUAUACUGGUUCCUUGUUGAGACUAGUACAAUCAUGGAGAUAAAUUCCUAGAGUUUUCUGUUACUGAGAUAUCUGCACUAUCAUCUGAGUUGUCUAAAUCCCAAUUUCAAAUCCUCUGUCUGAAGAUAAAGUCCAUUUGGCUACUGAGAA
This is a messenger RNA of Chenopodium quinoa (quinoa), 1031 nucleotides long. Its product is annotated as 54S ribosomal protein L37, mitochondrial-like. Gene Ontology annotation, molecular function: structural constituent of ribosome. The transcript has 2 exons. NCBI's taxonomy places the organism in Eukaryota, Viridiplantae, Streptophyta, Magnoliopsida, Caryophyllales, Amaranthaceae. The record is from RefSeq and is a predicted model, not a curated record. The coding region runs from base 215 to 610 and encodes 131 amino acids. Gene Ontology annotation, cellular component: mitochondrial large ribosomal subunit.